This is a messenger RNA of Cooperia oncophora, 261 nucleotides long. The record is from the annotation of a GenBank genome assembly. NCBI's taxonomy places the organism in Eukaryota, Metazoa, Nematoda, Chromadorea, Rhabditida, Trichostrongylidae.
AUGUAUACAAGCUCACUGAAGGUGAACUACAGUAAUCACACAGCGUUCGCCAGCUAUCCGGGUUAUAAUGAAUUCCGGAGUGAGGACGAAAAGAAACAAAUGGUCAAGGUGGAGAGCACAGAACCGGACUCUGAUCGGAAGUCAUCACAAACGCAAACUGACCCCAUAGAACGUCCCAUGGCACGAAGAGCACUUCCAAGCUUUAUUGCUGUACAACCACUGCAAUUGACUUUGCUUCCCAUGCAUGUAAUAGGAGUGUAA